AGGAGAUUGUCAAUUUCAACUGCCGGAAGCUGGUGGCUUCCAUGCCACUCUUCGCCAAUGCAGACCCUAACUUUGUCACCGCCAUGCUGACCAAGCUCAAGUUCGAGGUCUUUCAGCCCGGCGACUAUAUCAUCCGGGAGGGCACCAUCGGCAAGAAGAUGUACUUCAUCCAGCAUGGCGUGGUCAGCGUGCUCACCAAGGGCAACAAGGAGAUGAAGUUGUCCGAUGGCUCCUAUUUCGGCGAGAUUUGCCUGCUCACGCGGGGCCGACGCACGGCCAGCGUGCGUGCGGACACCUACUGCCGCCUCUACUCGCUGAGCGUGGACAACUUCAACGAGGUGCUGGAGGAGUAUCCCAUGAUGCGGCGCGCCUUCGAGACAGUGGCCAUCGACCGCCUGGACCGCAUCGGCAAGAAGAACUCGAUCCUUCUGCACAAGGUGCAGCACGACCUGAGCUCAGGCGUGUUCAACAACCAGGAGAACGCCAUCAUCCAGGAGAUUGUCAAGUACGACCGCGAGAUGGUGCAGCAGGCAGAGCUGGGGCAGCGCGUUGGCCUUUUCCCGCCCCCGCCGCCGCCGCAGGUCACCUCGGCCAUCGCCACCUUGCAGCAGGCAGUAGCCAUGAGCUUCUGCCCGCAGGUUGCACGCCCACUUGUAGGGCCACUGGCGCUCGGCUCGCCGCGCCUUGUGCGCCGCAUGCCCCCAGGUCCCGCACCCACCGUAGCCUCUCCGGGGCCUGCGCCCACUGCCAGUCCCCCCGGCGCGCCUGCCAGCCCUCGGGCGCCGCGGACCUCGCCCUAUGGCGGUGCGCCCGGCUCGCCCGCGGCCCCCCAUGCGGGAUCUGCACUACCUGCGCGCCGGCUAAGUCGUGCUUCGCGCCCGCUGUCCGCCUCACAGCCCUCGCUGCCCCACGGUGCCCCUGGGCCUGCGGCUUCCGCGCGCCAGGCCAGCAGCUCCACCCCACGCCUGGGGCCCACACCUACCGCCCGGGCCGCUGCGCCCAGCCCGGACCGCAGGGACUCGGCCUUGUCCGGCACCGCCGGUGGCCUCGACCCGCUGGACUCUGCGCGCUCGCGCCUCUCAUCCAACUUGUGACCCUCGCGUGGCGCCCCGCGGGCCACCGGGCCGGGCGGGGCCGUCAUCCAGACCAAAGCCAUGCCAUGCGCUGCCCCGGCGCCCGCCCGCCCACGCAGAAGCCAUAGAG
Castor canadensis (American beaver) is the source of this 1203-nucleotide messenger RNA. NCBI's taxonomy places the organism in Eukaryota, Metazoa, Chordata, Mammalia, Rodentia, Castoridae. The record is from RefSeq and is a predicted model, not a curated record.